Nematostella vectensis (starlet sea anemone) is the source of this 2925-nucleotide messenger RNA. RefSeq names its product methylosome protein 50. The transcript has 9 exons. The record is from RefSeq and is a predicted model, not a curated record. The coding region runs from base 84 to 1229 and encodes 381 amino acids. Gene Ontology annotation, cellular component: methylosome. NCBI's taxonomy places the organism in Eukaryota, Metazoa, Cnidaria, Anthozoa, Actiniaria, Edwardsiidae. Gene Ontology annotation, molecular function: protein binding.
UAUUCCCAGUCCCUUGUCCCACGCUCUCUGCGUGAGCCCGCAAUGCAGCUGUCAUCUCACACGUGCUGUCUCAUAAAUCCAAGAUGGAGGUGCUUCCAUCUGCUGUUCAUCAACACAUAGACGCGAUCUCGCUUGCCCAAGAUGGUACCCUUGGUCUGGCUUCUUCUAGUUUGAGCGGUAGAACGUGGGAUGGUUCCGUUUGGAUUUUCAGAGAACCUUCGACAGCUCCCGAAGUGGAGUAUAGUUGUGGAAGGGCGGCCACGGAAUCGGGAGUGACGGACUUAAAGUGGCUGGAUUCGAAAAGGAUCGUUGUAGGAUCUGAUAAUGGUGCAGUGGAUAUUUGGAGUCAAAGUGGUAGUUUAUUAGGGCUAGAGAACUUGGCAAGUUUGAAAGAGCACGAUAAUGUUGUUUCAUCUGUUAGUGUGGAUUGCGAGAAGUCGAGGAUAAUUAGUGCAAGCUGGGAUAGAAGUAUAAAAGUUUGGGAUCUGACGUCUGAACAGUGUAUACGCACUCUAAAAGGACACAGUGAUUUUGUUCUUGGUGUUGACUGCAGUGGCACGGAAAAGGAUCUAUUUCUGUCUGCUUCAAGGGAUGGAAGUGUUGUGUUAUGGGACACCAGGAAACCACGUCCUGCAAAACGCCUUGCAGACCCAACACAGUAUGACAGUAUUCCUUGUUGUCUGGACUGGAGCCCCCUAGAUUCUAGCAUCUUUGCCACAGGUUUUGAGGAUGGUAGCAUCCAUGUUUAUUCAAUCAAGGACACAACAAAAAUCAUCUUCAGUUAUACUCCUCAUGGUAGAGCGGUCAAUAGGGUCGCUUUCUCCCCUCGCAGCCCAGAGUGGCUGGCAUCGGUAUCUGAUGACACCUUAGUUCAUGUUCAGAAUGUGCUGAACAAUACUACAGUCUUGUGGAGUGACUCCCACACCGACUUUGUCCGUGGUCUAUCUUGGAGCCCGCAGGACGACUCUCUCUUGACCAGCGGCUGGGACUGUGCCGUCAUCACCCACAUGUGUGGUACGCGUACGUCAUCAGACCUCGCCGUGGAGACGAGUAAGUCCCAGGCCACGUCAAUCAUUUCGCUGGACGCAGAUGGCCAGCCCCGCUUACAGAUGAACGGAGAAUUGGGGGAGGACGCUGACCAAGAAAACAUGGACGUGGAACAAGUCAAUGGGAUGAAACCGCUGACCGAAAGUAAACUCAUUAACGAAGGCUCGACCACCCCAAGCUGAUUUGCAUAUCGUUAUAUACUGUAUCAGUAAACAGCAUACUCUUGAUUAACACGUCCCUUAAGUGGAAUACGCAUCGAUGUUAUAUUUGUUCAGUAAGAAAUAUAAGACGUUGCUUUCGUAUAGGAUUUCCAUGCAAGAGCUCUUCUUAAAGAAAUAGAACCACCUGAUAAUGUCCCAGUUCUGAAGGCUGCUUCUGCUAUUUUCUCAUAAGGCUUUUUCCAGGAACUUGAAAUUACUGGAAAUACCAUUGGAGUUCUUUGACGUCUGGAAGAUUUGCUAAUGCUUUUUCCUCGCUCGACUUUUCGCUUCAUGUCGCAUGUAGCCCAGGCCAGAAUCGCAGAAAGGUCUUAUUGCAUGGAUGAUAAGUAAGUGCAUGUUUUUCUAUUGCAUGAAACCCUUGGCAUUACUAUCGGGCACCGAACAUGCAUUUUGUUACCGACGGGAAUACGAGAGUUGCUCUCGCCACACAGGAAUGUUGCACCCAGGGUUCCGGAAAACAAAAUUUUGGUUGCAAGGCCUCGAGGUCUUUUAGUUACCCUGAGUGGGCAUCGCUUAGUACCCGAUAAAAGUCCGAGUGCGGGUCGCUCAGUAUCCGAUAAAAUUCCGGGUGGGCAUCACUUGGUACCCGAAAAAAAUCCGAGGGGGCAUCGCUCGGUAUCCGGUAAAAGGUUGAGUGGGCAUCGCUUAGUACCCGAUAAAAGGCCGAGGGGGGCAUCGCUCGGUACCCGGUAAAAGGCCGAGUAGGCAUCGCCCGUGGUGACUUCAGGUGUUAAAGUAGUUAUUCAGUGCUAGUUACUAGUGACCUCAGGUUUGGCAGUUAUCAUGUUGGUACGACUAGAAGGAUAUUUAAGAAUUCGUAAUUUACAACCAGGCAAAUGUUGGUAAACCUUGGAUGAGAUGUGAGGUGAUGGAUCAUCCCGCUUGAUUGCGGGACCGCGCGUAGCCUCUGAUUUCCAAAAUAGCGGCCGGUUGGCUGAUUGAUAUAUGCGCCUUGCGCUAAUGCCUAGUACACACUAGCAACAUAUAGACAUAACGACAUGGCCGCGCGCACUCUUAUCUUUAACAUAUCAACAUGGACAUAAAAAAAAUAUGUUUUUUUUUUUUAUGUCAUUAUGUCCAUGUCGCGAUAGGUCGGGCAAAACAUAGUGCGCGUGCCCAUGUCGUUAUGUUGCUAGUGUACACUAGGCAUAAGAGAUCACGUGUGUUUGUUUUGGUGGCAAACUCGCGCGCGCUCCGGCUUUCGGCGGCAAAAUAACAACAAAAAGCAACUUAUUCAGUGCUUACGAAGGCGCAGCCUUCUGUGUUUAUAUUUGCCAUCCAAAAACUGACGUGACUUCUCAGUGCAAAUCGUCCCAUCUACUUGAUAAAACGCCAUCCAACGCCAGCAAGUAGGCUUGCCUUGUGUACGCUAACCUACGGAGCAUGCCCAAAGGGUUUGGAAAAAAGAGAAACGGAGACCAGGCACGCGCUAAGGAGAGGGAAGGAUGCAUUUGCUUCAUCCUUCUCUCCAGGCGCGCGAUAUGUAUUUCUCAUUUUUCGCGGCUCUGUUCGCCUGCAAAGCAGGCUGUAUGUACGCUGAAGUACCACAUACACAUAACUACACAUAACGGUAUUGAUUGUGUUAAGAGGCCUACUAAAAACGCGUAUCCCAUAAAUGUAAAUUCCCAUAAAAUAAUAAAGUUUAAAAAGGUGAUUA